Molecule: messenger RNA, 1917 nt
Organism: Lontra canadensis (Northern American river otter)
Lineage: Eukaryota; Metazoa; Chordata; Mammalia; Carnivora; Mustelidae
Gene: FAM222A
Product: family with sequence similarity 222 member A
Exons: 3
Coding region: 145-1506 (453 amino acids)
Source: RefSeq, a predicted model, not a curated record
UCUCAGGCAGCCUCUGCCGCCUCUGCAUGGCUGCGACCCGGCGAGCGAAGAGUCAUCGCCGCUGAGACCUGGUGCCCUUCAACGGCCUGGCUGAUCUGGGACCCUGCUGCACAGUGUGCCCCACCGCGGGCCCCCAGCUCAGCCAUGCUGGCCUGUCUCCAGAGGACCCAGAAUCCACCGGGCCAGCACCUGGCCUGCCCGAGCAAGAGCCUGGAUCUGCGCAAGUGUGAGACGGCGGCCAGCUCCAUGCAUUCGUCCCGCUACCCGAGCCCGGCCGAGCUGGACGCCUAUGCGGAGAAGGUGGCCAACAGCCCACUGUCCAUCAAGAUCUUCCCCACCAACAUCCGGGUGCCCCAGCACAAGCACCUCGGCCGCACCGUCAACGGCUAUGACACCAGUGGCCAGCGCUACAGCCCCUACCCACAGCACGCUGCUGGCUACCAGGGCCUACUGGCCAUUGUCAAGGCCGCUGUGUCCUCUUCUGGCGCCGCUGCACCCUCCGGGCCCGCCAAGAGCGUGCUCAAGAGCGCCGAGGGCAAGCGGACCAAGCUGUCGCCGGCUGCCGUGCAGGUGGGCAUCGCGCCCUACCCGGCGCCCAGCACUCUGGGGCCCCUGGCCUACCCCAAGCCCCCCGAAGCACCUGCCCCGCCGCCCGGCCUGCCCGCGGCUGCUGCCACUGCUGCCUCUGUCAUCCCCCUGCCUGGCCGUGGCCUGCCCUUGCCGCCUUCCAACCUGCCCUCCAUCCACAGUAUCCUGUACCAGCUCAACCAGCAGUGCCAGGCCCCGGGCGCCGCGCCUGCCACCUGCCAGGCUGUGGCCGGUCCCCACCCCAGCCCGGCCAAGCAUGGCCCCGUGCCCAGCUUCCCCGGCAUGGCCUAUGCGGCCGCUGCUGGCCUGCCUGACUGCCGGAAGGGCGCCGAGCUGGGCCAGGGAAGCGCAGCGGCCUUGACGUUGGCUGGGGCCACCAAGCCUGCAGGGUACGCAGAUGGGGGCCUGGAUUACCUGCUGUGGCCGCAGAAGCCGCCCCCGCCACCGCCCCAGCCACUGCGGGCCUACAGUGGCGGCACGGUGGCCAGCAAGUCCCCGGAGGCCUGCGGGGGGCGGGUUUACGAGAGGGCCGGUGGGUCGCCCCUCAACUGCGGCCUGGGGCUGCCCACUGGCUUCACCGUGGGCCAGUACUUCGCCGCCCCCUGGAACAGCGUGCUGGUGACCCCCACCAGCGACUGCUACAACCCGGCAGCGGCUGUGGCAGUCACCGAGCUGGGGCCGGGGGCGGCCCGGGAGCUAGCAGGGCCCCCCGCGGAGGCACUCUCGGGCCUGCCCAGCAAGAGCGUUUGCAACACAGCGGUGCUGAGCAGCAGCCUGCAGUCGCUGGAGUAUCUCAUUAAUGACAUCCGGCCGCCCUGCAUCAAGGAGCAGAUGCUGGGCAAGGGCUACGAGACCGUGGCCGUGCCCCGGCUGCUUGACCACCAGCAUGCCCACAUCCGCCUGCCCGUCUACAGAUAAGGCCCGCCCGGCAGCCACACGGACAGACGGACAGGGCGCCGAGCGGGGAGGCAGGCCGUGGAACAGGGUGGGCAGUGCACAGGGGUGCCCAGCCUCACCCUGGGCCCGAGUGCCCAUGGAUGCCCACAGGGAAGCCAGGCAGGCUGCUGCCACGCAGCCACCUAAUGGGGAGGAACACGACGGCCAGGCUCCCCAAGGCCCCUCCCUGCCACCGGCUGCCCUAGGACACGGGGAGGGCCCAGGGCAGCUGCUGACGUCCACCACUGCCUCCAUCCAAGCCAGCAGAGGCAGGGAGACAGAAACCACUUUAAGACAGGAAUGGUUCUUUCUGGCUUUCCCAGGAGAGGAGCUCAGGCCAGGGUGGGAUACAGGAGGAAAUGUGACAGUCUAGAGUCAGGGGGGGGUCAGACA